UUGCUUUGAGGGAAGAAGCCGAGAGGCUAUGGCGGCGACCGCAGGCUCGGCCCUGUCCGUGUCCCUGACCGUCCGGCAGGGAGAGCGAGCGGGUACCGAGUGACCCCGGCUGGUGGGUGGGGAGGCCAGACAGGAGGCCCCUCACCCUCUCUCUCUCUCUUCCCUCAUGCCGACCCCGAAUGUCCCGCGGCGAGAGGCGGAGAGCGGCGGCGGCGGCCUCCCCGUCCCGGCCUCCUCCACCCCCUCCAACAACAACAACGACAGUUCCCAGGCCGGCUCAUGCCCACCGCCGCCUCAGAACGGGCCUGGGCCCGAGCCCGGUCCAGCGGGGACACCGGCCAGCUCUUCACCCGCCGCCUCCCUUCCCCAGCCCCAGCCGCAGCCGCCGGUCCCGGCUCCCUCUCCUGCACCGACCCCUCUCCGAGUCAUGCCGCUACCCGAACGUCAAAAUCAGGCCGGGCCCCAACCCGCUCCUCAGCCCCGGCCCCUCUCAGGAGGAGGAGGAGGAGGCGGCGGGAUGCCUCCCUCCCCGGCGUUGAUGAAGACCGCGGCGGUAACCACCAGCACGGCGGCAGCUGCAGCAGCAGCAGCAACCGGGAGCCCGCUCCCAGCCUCCAGGGCUCCUACUGUCACCGUCCAAAGGAUCAGCGUCUCUUCCCCGCACAUCAAAACCUCUGCCCCGCUCAACCAGGUCACAGUCCCCCUCCUGCAGAACCUCCAGGUGCCAGCAGGCAUGGUGCUUGUUCGAAGUGACAGUGGACAGUUAGUGUUAGUUCCACAGAAAGUCAUUGCUCAAGCCCAGGCUAAAGCCCGAGCACAAGGCGCUGGAAACAUCUCAUCUGCAGUAUCUACUGGCACACCCUCAGUCCGAAUUUCUACCGUACAGGCAACUGGGACCCAGAGGAUUCCCAAUCAAGUGAAAACCUCUACCCAGCAAAUGAACCAAUUCCAAGCUGGAGGCCAGACAAAUGCUGCACCACAACGCAUCACAGUCGUGCAGCAACAGGCUGCAGGUGGAGCGAUUAUGCCAAAGACUGUAUCAACGAUUGUCCAAAAGCAAACAUCGGCACCAGCAGACCGUUCCGUCAGUGUGCCUGUUGCGCAGACAACUGCUUCUCCGGAAACUUUGGAAAAUGUGAAGAAAUGCAAGAACUUCCUUGCAACAUUAAUUAAGCUGGCUUCCAGUGGCUCUCAGUCAGCACAAAUGUCUAGUAACGUGAAGGCUUUAGUGCAGAAACUGUUGGACGGAAAGAUGGAAGUAGAGGAAUUCACAGAACAAUUAUAUAAAGAGCUUAAGUCCUCACCACAGCCUUAUCUUGUGCCUUUUCUCAAGCGAAGUUUACCAGACUUGCGGAAGUUGAUGCCGAAUUCUCAGGCUUUCAUUCAACAGUGCCUACAGAAACCUGCAACUCCAGCUGCUCCCAUUGCGGCUUCGUCUGGAGGGUCAAAACAAGUCAGCACAGGGCAGGCAUCAAAGAGUAUCACAGUAAUGAGUGCUUCACAGCCGGCCAAAGUCUUACAGACUCUGCCAUCGUCACAGAUGGUUGUCCAACAGUCUGGAGUAGUAAUAAAGUCACAAGCAAGCCCCCUGCCAAAGACCCAGACAGUGACUUUGCAAAAACCCCCAAACCAUAUCAUUGUCCCCGUAUCUCAAAAUCAGGCCAAAGAAACUAAAGCAGGUGCUGCAACAUUGGUCACAAAAGUAACGCUCUCUCAAGUUAACAAAAAUCCAACGAAUGUUCUAAUACGAGCCUCGCCUGGUCAAAUACUAAAAAAAGAAGCUGGAGGCACAACGUUCAGGGAGGAGGAUGACAUCAAUGAUGUGGCCUCCAUGGCUGGGGUUAACGUCAAUGAAGAGCGCGCACGCAUUCUUGCAACAAACUCAGAAUUGGUGGGCACUAUUAUCCGGUCCUGUAAAGAUGAAGCAUUUCUCUCCUCUGCAUCCCUGCAGAGAAAAGCUUUGGAAAUAGGGAAGACGCACGGUGUGACCGAGGUGAAUUCUGACGUUUUGAGCACCAUAUCUCAUGCCACGCAAGAACACUUACGGGAACUCGUGGAAAAGCUCACAGUAAUUGCACAGCAUCGGAUGAUGACGUAUAAGGACAAUGACCGAUACAGCCUAUUGAAUGAUACUCGGUCACAACUGAAGUUUUUUGAGCAGUUGGAUCGACUGGAGAAGCAGCGGAAAGAUGAAGAUGAAAGAGAAGCACUGCUAAGAUUAGCGAAGAGUCGAGCCAAGCAUGAAGACCCAGAACAACUUAGGUUAAAGCAGAAAGCCAAAGAGAUGCAACAAUUAGAACUUGCGCAGCUGCAGCAACGGGAAGCAAAUCUUGCAGCACUGGCUGCCAUCGGACCAAGGAAAAGAAAAAUGCCCGAUUCACCAGGUCUCCGAACAGGAAAUGAGGGCUUGGGCGGCAGUGGGAAUGCGCCUGGUGGUCUUCGAGCGACACCAGCCCGACCCUACCUACGGCAGAGGGUAACACGAGUCAAUCUCAGGGAUCUCAUCCUGUGCUUGGAGCAGGACCAAGCAAGGAAACACUCACUGCUUCUGUACCGAGCCUAUCUCAAGUGAAGAAAAUGUGCAUGUUGGAUUUAUGUUGGUUGCACACAGUUCUGCUGAACGAUUCCUACAUGUUGCUUCUAGAAACUGUGACUCUGAAUCUUGGGUAGCCCUUGUUUACUCUCAUGACAUUUCAUUUUUAAAAAACACUGACGGGUAUAACUUUAAUUUGGUUUCAUGGAUGAAACUGAAUUCUUGAACAGGCAAGAUGUGGAUUAUGUAGAAUUUUCUGGCGUCACUUGUGAAAUUUAGUUCCCUCCUGUUGAAAGAUUGAGAGAACUGGGAUGGAGCAGAUAUAUAUUAUUUAUAGUAUGAUUGAUUGCAAUUGUUCCCUACUGAAUUGAACUUUCCUACUGAUAACUGUGGUACACCGUGUUGCUAAAGAGCUUGCAAUGUUGCCUUCCCCUCAGCUGUGCUUUAUCUGUGUUUUUGUUUUGGGACAUGUUGCUCUGUCAGGGUAAAUCGUCUCCUGCUUUCCUCUGGGAUCUUGGAGCUGCCUAUUCUGUAGAACGGGUGAAUCUCCUGUUCCACCUCAGUACUUAGAUGGUGCACCUUUUCAUCACCGAGUUUUAAUCAUGCCUACGUCACAGGCAUGGUCUUGCUUAUCAGACUUGAACCAGUUAUUUUUCGUUGUCUUUUUAAACUACUUCAAAGCAAUAAUUUUGUGACCAAUUUAACCAUUCCUGAGUGGUCUAGUGCCCUUAAUUUCUAAGCACUGACUGCAAUACAAGAUAAUAUCCCCCAUUUUCCAGCUGGUUCACCUUACUUAACAUGCCUUCGUCAGGAUUUCAUUCACUACUCUGCCUGCUUACCAGCCAAGUCUGGACUUCCAGAGGAGCAUGGAGUUACACGCAGGCAUGGGCAGAUUAAUAGAUGAGAAAGCGAUGCAGCUCAUCUCACUGCACUAACUGCUUAACUGUUAGCUUUAACAAACCUUAAAUAACUCAUAAAGUCAUUGCUGAAAUUCAACCUCAGUAAUUCAGCUUGCACGUAGCAGUUGAACUGAGGCCCAUUGUUGAUAGUCAUUCCCAAUGUUUUAGUAUUGCAUUCUGAAUUUCUGAUAUUGCCCUUUUUUUUGUAAAUCCCAUGGUGAUUAUAUAGUCACAGAAAUGCCUAAACUGGAAGAAGGUACUUUCGAAAUGUAAUUGUUUAAGAUUUUUCUCAGCAGCUUUGUGGAUUCUAGCUCUCGUUGAGGUUUUUAGUGCAAAAGGUGUAGCUUUUAGCACCUAGAGCAGAAUGUGGAAGUGUUGAAGAUGCUACCUCUUAAAUAACGUGGGCUAAAGGGAUCGCUGUCUGAAGCAGUUGUCCCCCUGAAGCCCCGUACAGCACGUAGACUGAUCAGUGUGACCAAAACCAAUGUUUGCCAGCCAUUUAUUUACUGACUGUGAAACCAGACUAUUGCACUUGCCCACAGAGCCAGAGUUGGGCACACUUGAAAAGUCGUUGAACUGUAGCAAGCCAUUCUGUUACUUAUCAGGGGUAACAGUUCUGUCUGUCUCAGAAGAAAUGCAGGGAGUUGGGGUUUCAUUGGCAUUUGCUGUCUAUCAUCCACCAGUGUCUGACAUUCUGUUUAUCCUUUAUGCUAGGAAUAUAACAAAUGGAGACAAAUUGGAGGUGACUUUGCUUGACAUUCAACAAUCAUUCUGUGAAUAACUAUACUCCCAAAUCUAUUAUUUCAGGUCUUCCACUCUGGGCAUGGUUUUUUUUCCCCUCCACUACAAAAGAGUGUGCUUGAUCAAUUGUAUUAUUUACUUUUGCCCUUACUAAAUAUAACCACCUUCAAUAUACUCGUAUUAAUCAUAUACUGAUACAUGCACCUGCUCAGCAAGGUAUGUAUGUAGGCAAGGGACGGGGUAUCAGAACUCUUCCCAACAUCUAAAGAUAUCCUUGUAAUUCUCUUCUAACCAUCACCCCUCCCCAUAUGUUAGUUGCCACACUUCAGUGAGCAGGAUCCAAAGUUUCUUGGCUAGCUCCCUCCGUCAGCUGGGAGGCCACCAAGGAACCCUGCCUUAUGGGGUCAGUUCCACUCCUGGGAUCUUUAUUUGCAGCUGCCCUCUUGGGAAAUCAAAUGAGGAAACUCAGCAGAGUUGCUUCGGCAGAUGCAGUGCUGUUGCUGUGUGCGAUCCGAGGAUGAGCUUCUAACCUGCUCGAUUUGUUUGAGAGUGUCAACGAAGCCUCAGUGAGCAGGGCUGUCAGGCGUAGCGUCGAGAUGAGCGUGUGAAGGCCAGAGCAACUUGGAGCUUCUCAGCUUGCGUCUGUACUGUCAGUGCCCCAUCUUUCUGUGUGCAGAGACUUGCCUUGUUCCUGCAUGAUGUAGAUUCAGGCAUGGUCUUCUGGUCUGUUCCUUGUUGGGUUUCUCUCACUGCUCCUCCCACUCCCAUUGUUAAAUCUGAGCAAAUGAGAUGUAGGAAAGAUUAAUGCAGCCAUCAUGUUAAAGCACAGUGGCAACAUGAUGUUCGCAACAUUAUUCAGCCACUUUAACACAUCCAGUGCGAUGUUUAGUGUUUUUUUUUCCCAUUAAGGAUAGAUAAAAGUUUUUUUUAAUGUGUGUAUAUUAAGCAGCUCCGUUCCUUGGGGAUAUUCUGCAAUAGAAGUAUAAUUUUGAUGCCAUUUUGAGUAAUAUAUAGAAUGUGAUUUUUAUUUUUCAUUAUGUAAAGGUGGGCAAUGACAUGAAAUGUGAAAUAGUUUUCAUGUUUCCGAUGGUUUGUAGUUGCCUUCAACGUUUUGGAAGUUGGAGGAGAUAGAGAAAAGCGAAUGAUGUUCCUUUAUAAUGUCACUUGCUGUCUUGGAAUUUCUGGAGAACCUCUGAACCAAUUAAAACCAGGCGGUGGCUCAGUAAAUAGUAAAAUGAGAUGCAAGCCUGAGUUAUAUAAAAGAGGAUGUUUUGACACAUGUGCAUUAUUACUGGUAUCAGGUUCCUUUAUUUGUACAUAUUCCUACAGGCAGUAAAAUUAUUUUUAUUGUGAUGUACAUAACUAUAGUUAAAGAAAUGUAGUUUACGUUGAUUAUUUCAACUUAUUUUGUAUAAAACUUUAUUUUCA
Hemiscyllium ocellatum (epaulette shark) is the source of this 5601-nucleotide messenger RNA. RefSeq names its product transcription initiation factor TFIID subunit 4-like. Gene Ontology annotation, cellular component: transcription factor TFIID complex. Gene Ontology annotation, molecular function: protein heterodimerization activity; RNA polymerase II general transcription initiation factor activity; DNA binding. The transcript has 15 exons. Bases 167 to 2572 code for a protein of 801 amino acids. Gene Ontology annotation, biological process: DNA-templated transcription; transcription initiation at RNA polymerase II promoter. NCBI's taxonomy places the organism in Eukaryota, Metazoa, Chordata, Chondrichthyes, Orectolobiformes, Hemiscylliidae. The record is from RefSeq and is a predicted model, not a curated record.